UUAGAGGGUAGCGAGAAAAGCAACUCGGAAGAAGUUGAAAACAGAUUGUUUGAAAUAACUUUUCUUGUGGUUCUUUAUUUGAACAGUCCAAUCGCCCAGGGCAAGCUAAGAGAGUGAGUGGUCACACUGUAUUACAUACAUGUACCUGAUUAACAUAGAGUCUGUCAUCAGUCAACAUGGACAUCACGAAUGCUACUCUUACUACUACUUCAAGCCAUGCCAGCCAAGACUUCUUGGACGAGGCCACAGCUAAAUACCUACCAGUGGUUUUUGCAAGUUUUAUUGUCAGCUGUUUUAUGGUGUUUGUUAUGAGUCCAUUUCUGUCAGCGAAGUAUGUACCAGCGUAUAAUAAACUGUCACCAUAUGAACAGGGCGACUGGAACACAAGAAUGGUAUCCAUGUUCCACGCUUCCAUAGUUAGUAUAAUCAGUGUGUACAAUUUAAUCAACGAUAACAAGAUUUCUGAAGAUACUUUAUGGGGUACCAGUGACUUGUCAAGAAUCAAUGUGUGUAUUAUUUCUGGUUACAUGAUGGCAGAUCUGAUAGCCAUGAUCAUGUGGUUUCCUCUGAGAGAAUCCUGGAUCUACUUCCUUCACCAUAUUGCUGUUCUUUAUCCAUUCUUAAACAAUGUGGUCUUUGGUGUGUUGACUUACUUUACUAAUAUUAGAAUUCUGGCGGAAUGUUCCACGGUCUUUGUCAACAAUAGGUGGCUAAUGAGCGUGUUGGGUCACAGAGACAGCAAAUGGUAUAUGAUCAAUGGAAUCACCAUGGUAUUUGUAUUCUUCUCGUGUCGCCUAGCAAUCCUUCUACCCUACUACACUGUCGCAUAUCAGACCAUCGGGAGAGCCGUCGCUGCCCUCCCAACUGUGCUUAUCGUGGCUUGGAUUCCUUGUGGAUUUAUAAUGGACAUUCUUAAUCUCUACUGGUUCCGCAAGAUGUUCAACGGAGCAAAAAAUAUGUUACUUGCUGAGCAGACAAAAGACAACAGCGAUGACAGUGUUCAGAAGCGCGUGACAAACCGAGUGAAAGGAGAAUAACUUCAAUCGUGAGAC
This is a messenger RNA of Asterias rubens (European starfish), 1052 nucleotides long. Its product is annotated as TLC domain-containing protein 4-like. Gene Ontology annotation, cellular component: endoplasmic reticulum; membrane. Gene Ontology annotation, biological process: lipid homeostasis. NCBI's taxonomy places the organism in Eukaryota, Metazoa, Echinodermata, Asteroidea, Forcipulatida, Asteriidae. The record is from RefSeq and is a predicted model, not a curated record. Bases 177 to 1037 code for a protein of 286 amino acids. The transcript is spliced from 7 exons.